GCUCGUGACGUCACGCGCGUGCGAUUAUUUUGAACGGGGGUCAAGAUGGCGGAGGAGAGCGGCUUAAAGCACCGGAAUCACACCGGACAGACGUGCAGCAACAGCCGGUAUAGAGAAGGUGUGUGUGGUGUGCAGGAUGUCUCUCCUCCUGUGCUGGAGUGUGCUGCAGGAGUGUGUGUGGACGGGGAGUCGUGUGGGCCGGUGCAGAUCGUCAGGGCGGACGAGGAGCGUCAGCAGUUCUGUCUGGAUGAAGCGGCGCUGGAGCGGAUGCUGCUGCAGGAGUGUGUGCGCGACCUGCAUGUGGUGGUGCUGUCGGUGGCCGGAGCCUUCCGUAAGGGCAAGUCCUUCCUGCUGGACUUCAUGCUCAGAUACAUGUACAAGCAGGACUCAGAGGUGUGGCUGGGGGGAGAUAAUGAUCCGCUGACGGGCUUCACCUGGCGGGGCGGCUGCGAGCGCGAGACCACCGGCAUUCAGGCCUGGAGUGAAGUGUUUGUGGUGGAGAAACCAGACGGCAGCAAGGUGGCCGUGCUCCUCCUGGACACUCAGGGUGUGUUUGACAGUCAGUCCACCAUUAAAGACUGCGCAACACUGUUCGCCCUCAGCACCAUGACCAGCUCAGUACAGGUCUAUAAUUUAUCCCAGAACGUUCAAGAAGACGAUCUGCAGCAUCUUCAGCUCUUCACAGAGUACGGCCGUCUGGCCAUGGAGGAGAACUACAAAAAACCCUUCCAGUCUCUGAUGUUUCUGAUCCGGGACUGGAGUUACCCAUAUGAGCAUCCUUACGGUCUGGAAGGAGGAAACGAGUUCCUGGAGAAGCGUCUGCAGGUAACGCAGAAUCAGCACGAGGAGCUGCAGAGCGUCAGGAAACACAUCCACUCCUGCUUCUCCAGCAUCAGCUGCUUCCUGCUGCCGCACCCGGGCCUCAGAGUGGCCACUAACCCACGCUUCGACGGACGCUUACGGGACAUCGAUGAGGAGUUCAAGAAGGAGCUGCAGGAUCUGGUUCCUCUUCUUCUGUCUCCUGAGUGUCUGGUGGAGAAGGAGAUCAGCGGCUGUAAGGUCACCUGUCGAGAUCUGCUGCAGUAUUUCAGAGCCUACACAAAGAUCUAUCAGGGAGAAGAACUGCCGCAUCCGAAGUCCAUGUUACAGGCGACGGCAGAAGCCAAUAACCUCGCAGCAGUGGCUGGAGCUAAAGAAACAUACAACAGGAGCAUGGAGGAGGUGUGUGGCGGCGAGCGUCCCUACAUGUCUCCGUCCGCUCUGGAUCUCCGCCAUGGCGAGCUGAAGCAGGUGUGUGUGUGUCAGUUCCGCUCCGUCAAGAAGAUGGGUGGAGAAGAGUUCAGCCGGCGCUACCAGGAGCAGCUGGAGCAGGAGCUGGAGGAGUGCUACGCUAGCUUUAGCAAACACAACCAGGGCAAGAACAUAUUCCUGGCGGCGCGUACGCCGGCCGCGCUGCUCGCCCUAAUGCUGCUGCUGUACGCGUCGGCGCUGAUAGCGGGAUGUGUGGGCAUCAGUACGCUAGCGGUGCUCUGUGACCUGCUGCUAGCAGCUGCUCUGCUCUCGCUCUGCGUCUGGACCUACAGCAGAUACUCCGGAGAGUUCCGCGAGAUCGGCGCCGCCAUCGACCGCCUGGCCGAGACGCUCUGGGAACAGAGGACGCCCAGGAAGGUCCUCUCCAAGCUGAUGGAGGUGUUGCGGAGCCGGCUGCGGUUGAAGCCCACCCCCAGACAGAGACUGCCCUCCAACAACAACCUCAAGAAGAGGAAGUAGAUCUGCGUCUGCGCUGACGUCGCUUCCUGCAGACGCUGAGCGCCAGCAGUGCUACAGUAACGCCAGCGGCGUUAGCAGAGCUAGCGCUGAACUCAGAGACUCUCUGCUGCUCCGCUCCUCCACCCAUCCACACGCUGAUCUCUGUACAGAUUUUAAACUCUAGCAUGACCAUCCACAGCGUUUUCUACACGCUGCUUUUGUAGCAGGACAAACCAUGGACUCAUCCUCAUCUGCAGGACACACACACACACCUGUACAUACACACUCACUCACUCACACACACACACUCUUAGUUUUCUACGUCUCCAUUCCUCUGCCCUGAGCUUCAUCAUUCCAGAAUCUUUCGGUCUUUUUCAGCAUCAUGUUUCUUUAAUUUAUUUUUGAAUUUGAUUAAAAUGGCUCACUGUACAGCAGCGUGUGGAUCCUGACUG
Danio aesculapii is the source of this 2201-nucleotide messenger RNA. RefSeq lists its product as uncharacterized. The coding region runs from base 46 to 1770 and encodes 574 amino acids. Gene Ontology annotation, molecular function: GTP binding; GTPase activity. NCBI's taxonomy places the organism in Eukaryota, Metazoa, Chordata, Actinopteri, Cypriniformes, Danionidae. The record is from RefSeq and is a predicted model, not a curated record. Gene Ontology annotation, biological process: endoplasmic reticulum organization; protein homooligomerization. The transcript is spliced from 14 exons.